Messenger RNA from Tympanuchus pallidicinctus (lesser prairie-chicken), 3521 nucleotides. It is a transcript of the gene DDX24, whose product is annotated as DEAD-box helicase 24. The coding region runs from base 140 to 2320 and encodes 726 amino acids. The record is from RefSeq and is a predicted model, not a curated record. NCBI's taxonomy places the organism in Eukaryota, Metazoa, Chordata, Aves, Galliformes, Phasianidae. Gene Ontology annotation, cellular component: nucleolus. The transcript is spliced from 8 exons. Gene Ontology annotation, molecular function: nucleic acid binding; ATP binding; RNA helicase activity.
GCGGGCGCUGUGCAGUGACGUCACUUUGUAAUGGCGGCUCCCACGGGGAGCGCACGCGGCGGGUGGCGGCGUUAACGGCAGCCGAGGCCGAGCCUUGGUCACGCCCUGACCCCGUGAUCGUGUGUCUUUUUAGGUAAAAAUGAAGUUCAGAAGAGGAGGGAGAUUUACGCCUUCUGCUAAACUGAGGCGAAAGGGUAUUGAAGUAUUGGGAAAAUGGAAAACUGUGGAAAUUGACCCCAAUCUAUUUGUUGAUGAGCAGUUUAAAGAUGUAGUGUGCUUGGAGGAGCUUACAGAGUACAAGCUAGUAAGUUCUGACAAAGUGGGGAAAGGAAACAAGCAGAAGAGAAAGUCUGAGGAUCUUUCAGAAGAUGGGAGCGAGGAGGAGGAAGAAGCUGUUGUCCCUCCCAAAAAGAAAAAGAAGUGCAAAGAUUUGAGAACCAGAGCAGAUAAAAGCAAUGAUACUGGUGCAACAGAAGUUGACAUGCCAGUUGAUGAGGAGAAAAGAUGUGAAGAAAUAGUCAAAGAGGCAAAUCAUAGGGACUGUGGGCAUAUAGCUGAGAGCACUUCAAGCACAAAAAAUGCUGCAAAGAAAAAGAAAAAGAAAGAGAAGGUAGUUAAGACUUCUCAAGCUCAGGAUGCUUUUCCGCCAGUAACUACAUCUAAGAAAGUAAAAAAUUGGACAACAGAAGUUUUGUCUACCUCAACUGAUCACAAAGCUGAUGUGUCUGCAUGGAAAGACCUGUUUGUGCCUCAGCCAGUGUUGCAGGCCUUGAGUUCCCUGGGGUUUAGUGCUCCAACUCCUAUUCAGGCGUUAAGUUUGCCUUCUGCCAUCAGGGAUAACAUGGAUGUUCUUGGUGCUGCAGAAACAGGAAGUGGCAAAACGCUUGCAUUUGCAAUUCCUAUGAUUCACUCUGUGCUGGAAUGGCAAAAAUCAAAUAGCUCAGCGAGCAUAAAUUACAGUGUUUCUAAAAAGCCCUCUCAGCAUCAUGAUGAAAUGAGAUGGGAAAAUGAUGGCGAAGCAGAAGAACCAAACCAUCAGCAGGUUGAAGAUAGUAGAGAUGAAGAUGUUGCAUCUUUUGCAACAGGCUGUGUGAAGGUGCAGGAAAACACUGAAUUUGAUUCCAGUGACAAAGAACAUACCGUUGGCCUCCAUAAAAAGAGACCUCUUUUAGGACUGGUCCUUACUCCUACAAGAGAAUUAGCUGUGCAAGUGAAGCACCACAUCGACGCAAUUGCAAAGUUUACAGGCAUUAAGACUGCUAUUCUAGUUGGAGGCAUGGCAGCGCAGAAGCAAGAACGUGUACUGAAUCGCAAGCCAGAAAUUGUAAUAGCAACCCCAGGCCGUCUGUGGGAGCUAAUUAAAGAAAGACACCCACAUCUCUCAAAUCUUCGUCAGCUCAGGUGCCUUGUGAUUGAUGAGGCAGACCGAAUGGUUGAAAGAGGUCAUUUCUUGGAGCUGUCUCAGUUGCUAGAAGUCUUAAAUGAUUCACAAUACAAUCCUAAACGACAGACUUUUGUUUUUUCUGCCACUCUGACAUUAGUCCAUCAGACUCCCACAAGAAUUUUACAGAAAAAGAAUGCUAAAAAGAUAGACAAGAAGACCAAACUUGAAAUGUUAAUGGAAAAAGUAGGAAUAAAGGGCAAACCCAAAGUGAUAGACUUAACAAGGAAAGAGGCUACUGUUGAGACUCUGAUGGAGACCAGAAUCCAUUGUGAUACAAAUGAGAAAGACUAUUACCUUUAUUACUUUCUUCUCCAGUAUCCAGGAAGAACUAUGGUCUUUGCAAACAGCAUAGACUGUAUAAAACGCCUCAGUUCUCUCCUCACAAUCUUAAAUUGUGAUCCUCUUCCUUUGCAUGCCAACAUGCACCAGAAGCAAAGGUUAAAAAACUUAGAAAGGUUUGCUGAGCGUGAGAGCUGUGUCCUCCUGACAACAGAUGUUGCGGCUCGUGGUCUUGAUAUUCCCAAUGUGCAGCAUGUCAUCCACUACCAGGUCCCUCGUACUUCUGAGUUGUACGUACACAGAAGUGGUAGAACAGCACGAGCUGCCAAUGAAGGCCUUAGCCUGUUGUUGAUUGGGCCUGAUGACUUGAUCAAUUUUAAGAAAAUUUAUAAAACCUUGGAGAAGAGCGAAGAGCUGCCACUUUUCCCAGUUGAAACAAAGUAUAUGACUGCUAUUAAGGAGCGGGUGAAUUUGGCACGGCAGAUUGAGAAGGCAGAAUUUUUCAAUGGUCGAGCAAAGCAACAUGACUCUUGGCUCCAGCAGGCUGCAGAGGCUCUUGAAGUUGAUCUCGAUGAUGACCUUUUUAUGGGCAAGUAGAAAACCUUGUAGUGGGAAUAAUCAGUUACAACUGUAGUGCUAGCGUGCAGGAGCGUGACUAUGGCACAGAAGCUGUUAAACCUUGCAGGGCAUAAGGAGAGGCAAGAGUGUCACUAUUUAGUAUGCAGUAUUGCUGGUGUUUUCAGAAUGACUGUAUAGUAGGUAGUGCUGCAGUCAGUGGGGAAGAGAGGUGUGACAAUUGUGGAAAUUCGCAGCCAAGUCUACACAGCUCAGGAAAAGAACUGUUUAACUUCUAGUAACUGUCUUGGGAUAAUCUAACAAUGUGAUGUGUGCUGUUUGAGUCCUUUCCCUAUGUGUCAAAGUAGCAGCUGUUUAUCUACUGCUUAUUGCUCCCUCCAUUUAUAGUCUGGCAGUGGGUCAGGAGCCUGGCAGUACAACAGCUCUAUCUGAAUUUUUUAGGAGUAUUCGUGUAAUUAACACUGUUUUGACACAAUCCAAAUAUUCUGUACUUUGAGAUGAAUUUCAAAACAGCCUAUCUAAUUCAAAUUACUUGUGACUCUUGAGUGAAACACUUUGUAAUUGCCACCCAGAAUCUUGCCAGUUAUUCAGUCUCUAUUUCUUGCAUAGCAUGUUGGAGACAAAUUCAAGUCUCAGUCAUGCCUCCCUUAAAAAAGAUUUCUCUCAGUGUUACAAAGCCUUUAUUAACGUCCCUUCAAUUUAUGUUACAGAUAACCUUGAUUUUGUUUGUUCUGCAGUUUAGGCUGCUGAUCCUGUUGACAACUUUGAUUCUCUUUUGUGCCCUUGCUUUUAUGCUGUUAAGUACAGAGGAAGCUUCUGCUAGAGCUAGAAGUCUCCUUUCCUUUUGUUCCUGCAAGUCUGUUCUGGCUUGAGAGCCAAGUGGAUGCUUUAGCAGAAUGAUAACCUGGAAACCUCAGUAGUGAAGUUUCUUCUUGACCUUGUUUUGUUGGUGAACAACCUAGGAGACCAGAAAUGUCAUACGUGACUGGAAGACUACAUUGGAGCUCAGUGAUCUUAGUAAGAUUAGAUUAGUAUCUGCCCCUAACACUGCAAGAGGCUGAUGAAACAGGCCAGUGUAAGUUCUUUGUGUUAUAACAUUGUCUCUGAUUUUCUUCCCAAAGGAAAAAAAAUGAGUGAGCAAGAAGAAAGCCAGAAGCAAAAGAUGCUGAAAGGAAUGAAAAAACAACUGAAACACAUGCUGUCUCAACCACUGUUUAAAGUC